Piliocolobus tephrosceles (Ugandan red Colobus) is the source of this 3803-nucleotide messenger RNA. RefSeq names its product 5'-nucleotidase domain containing 1 (gene NT5DC1). Bases 281 to 1645 code for a protein of 454 amino acids. Lineage: Eukaryota; Metazoa; Chordata; Mammalia; Primates; Cercopithecidae. Gene Ontology annotation, molecular function: 5'-nucleotidase activity. The transcript is spliced from 12 exons. The record is from RefSeq and is a predicted model, not a curated record.
ACAGAUUGAGGUCGCCGGCGCUGGGGUAUCAGGAGGACGCGAGCUGACUACCUGACUCCGGACGGCGGCGCAGGACGCCGGCCGCGCGAGGGGCGGGGGCUAAGCGUAUCCAGGGGCGGUGCUGCAGGGCGCGGGAGGCGGGAGAGGCUGCCGCGCCGGUGCCCUGACAGCCUCAGCCCCGCCCCGCCGCGUCCGACCCGGUCCUGUCCCGCAGCGUCCCGCCCGCCAGCUCCUUACACCCUCCCCGGCCGAGGUGCUCCUCGGUGCUCCCCGCGCAGCCAUGGCUCAGCAGUUCUCCCUGGCCGCCUGCGACGUGGUCGGAUUCGACCUGGACCACACUCUGUGUCGCUACAACCUGCCCGAGAGCGCCCCGCUCAUUUAUAAUAGCUUUGCCCAGUUCCUAGUUAAGGAGAAAGGGUACGAUAAGGAAUUGCUCAGUGUGACCCCAGAGGAUUGGGAUUUCUGUUGCAAAGGUUUGGCAUUGGAUCUAGAAGAUGGGAAUUUCCUUAAACUCGCAGAUAAUGGCACUGUUCUCAGGGCAAGCCAUGGCACCAAGAUGAUGGCUCCAGAGGUACUGGCAGAGGCAUAUGGCAAGAAAGAAUGGAAGCACUUCUUGUCGGACACUGGAAUGGUUUGCCGCUCAGGAAAGUAUUAUUUUUACGACAACUACUUUGACCUGCCAGGAGCUCUUCUGUGUGCCAGGGUGGUGGACUAUUUAACAAAAAACAAUGGUCAAAAAACAUUUGAUUUUUGGAAGGAUAUAGUUGCCGCUAUACAACACAAUUAUAAAAUGUCAGCUUUUAAGGAAAACUGUGGAAUAUAUUUUCCAGAAAUAAAAAGAGAUCCAGGCAGAUAUUUACACAGUUGUCCUGAAUCUGUGAAAAAGUGGCUUCGACAGCUAAAGAAUGCUGGGAAAAUUCUUCUGUUAAUUACCAGUUCUCACAGUGAUUACUGUAGACUUCUCUGUGAAUAUAUCCUUGGGAAUGAUUUUACAGACCUUUUUGACAUUGUGAUUACAAAUGCACUGAAGCCUGGUUUCUUCUCCCACUUACCAAGUCAGAGACCUUUCCGGACGCUCGAGAAUGAUGAGGAGCAGGAGGCACUGCCAUCUCUGGAUAAACCUGGCUGGUACUCCCAAGGGAAUGCUGUCCACCUCUAUGAACUUCUGAAGAAAAUGACUGGCAAACCUGAACCCAAGGUUGUUUAUUUUGGUGACAGCAUGCAUUCAGACAUUUUCCCAGCUUGUCACUAUAGUAAUUGGGAGACAGUCCUCAUCCUGGAAGAACUCAGAGGGGAUGAAGGUGCGAGGAGUCAGAGGCCUGAGGAGUCAGAGCCUCUAGAGAAGAAAGGAAAGUAUGAGGGACCAAAAGCAAAGCCUUUAAAUACUUCAUCUAAAAAAUGGGGUUCUUUUUUUAUUGAUUCAGUUUGGGGACUGGAAAAUACAGAAGACUCCUUGGUUUAUACAUGGUCUUGUAAGAGAAUCAGUACUUACAGCACUAUUGCAAUUCCAAGUAUUGAAGCAAUUGCAGAAUUACCUCUGGACUACAAAUUUACAAGAUUCUCUUCAAGCAAUUCAAAAACAGCUGGCUACUAUCCAAAUCCUCCACUGGUCUUAACAAGCGAUGAGACACUGAUACCCAAAUAAGUUGUCUUUAUUGGAAAAUGAAGUGAAGACCCAUAUAUGCAGUAAAAAAAAAAAAAAAAAAAAAAAAAAUUUUUUUUCAAAAAAUACUGUAAAAGACUUUAAGGAACGAGUUUUAUUGACCAAGAAGUUGAUAUUUGCCCGUAGGUCUCCUUUCUAUAAAUCAUCUUGAUGUUUAACAACUCUUAUUAUAUUAAAAUUUCAGUAUCCUAAAACUUAGAACCUUAUUGAUAUUUUCUAUACAAUAGUUUUGUGAUUAGCAUUCACCUGGGGACACUCACUCCCACACACAGUCACUCUUACACAUAUGCCUAGUUCAGUGGUUCUCAAAGUGAUCCAUAGACUAAUAGCAGAGCAUUACCUGAGAACUUGAUAAGGCACAUUGCAGGCCCCACCCAAAACCUGUUGAAUCAGAAGCUCUGAGAGUGGGGCCUACCAAUCUGUGGUUUAACAAGCCCAUCAGGUGAUUCUAAUUUACACUACAGUUUGAGACCCACCGACCUGGAACAUAUCCUCCAGAGACUUGGCUUAAUUGGUCUGGCUAAAUAUAGCUGAGCACUGUUACCUUUUAUAUGCCCUAGGAAAGUGCAGCCAGAAUUGAAAACCAACUGAUCUAUACCAGUUCUUUCAAUUAAUAGUCAAGAACACUGAGUCCAGUGAGAUUAAGUGAUUUUUCCAGGCUAUGAGGUUUUAUGCUAUUCCUGUGUUCUCUAAAACAAGAAAAUAAAAAGACAUGAUUUCUUCUCUGUUCAUACAGCAAGUAUGGAACAGAGAUGGUCUAGAAGUCAGUUAUCUCAACCUCUAUUGUUACCCACUAGUUUUUUUUUCUAAUAAUGUUAAAGGCUAUUUAAUUUAUUUAAUCAGCUUUAAGCAUUACAUUCUCAGUAGGGGAUGAAAAAUUGGUUAUUGGGGUGAAAAAAAAUACUAGAUGGGGUGAAAAAAUAUAUGGAUAGGAUGACUUCCAAAAUCAUCCUAUCCAACAAAAUCUUAUUCCUCAGUAUUAAUUUCUCUCGUUGGGAAGAAAUUUGUAGUUGGCACUAUUUAAUUUAAUUUGAAUUUAAUUUCUGUAAUUGGGAAGGAGGGUAAUAAUGAACAAAAAGUUUGAGAAAAAAUGCUUUAAGAGGUUUUACAGGCAUACUACAGUCCAGGACUGUGGUGUUCUAUGUGCUAUGUAUUGUCAUAUUAGUAGCUAUUUGUUACAAGAUACUUGAAGCCAAAUGUUUGCAGUAUAGGUUCCUGGCUACUCUUUAUGCUGUGAUUUCACUCUGUCUAUCAUGGGCAGUAUUAGAAAACAUACUGGUUUUCACUGUCUGGUUUUCAUACACUAUCAUUGUUUUACCUGGAUUGUAGUGGAGAAUUGAGCAUAUCAAUGCAUGCAUUGGAAAGAAAAAAAUCUGGUUAAAAUUUGGAAAUGUUCAGCUAAAUCCCAGAUAUACUGUGGGAUGAGUUAUCUCAGGAUAGGUAAAAAAAAAAAAAAAAAAAAAAAAUUACUAAAAUUUUUCCCUCACAGUCAGUACCUUUCUUUGAUAUUUAACAAUAAGUAUAUAGUGAUACACUUGAGGUUUAUGUCCAGAAUGUCAUUGGAAUAUUACAAUGAGCAUAAAUAAGCUUAGGACUAAAUGAAAGAUGCUAUCUCAUGUAUGCUUUAAAUAGAAAAUUGAUUUCUUUUAAAAAUAAAGCUGUUUUUCCUAAUCCAUGUUUAUUCUGUAAAUGGCAAAUAAUACAUCUUUAAAUACUUAUAAACUACUGUUAAUAUGAAAAAUGAGAACUCCAAAAUAAGAAAUAAUUGCACUUUUUGGGCCACUGAGUAGUGGCGGGGGUUCAGGAGGCAGAAUUCGGUUGUCAGAAGUUCUAGGCGCCCCUUUAGCAUUCUACCUGAAGACCCUGAACAAGUUACCACCAAAUUUGGCUUCAGUUUUUUCCAUCUUAUAAAAAGAGAGGCUUAGUUUAUUUCUAAGUUUCCUUCCUUUCUAGCAGUCAGUAUUUCUUCUAAUGAAUGUUUUUUUCUAUAAUUAGCAAGACUAUAAUUUGGUUUUUUAAAUUUAUAUUUCAUUGUUUCUAAAAAGUGCCAGUGUUUCUGAUUGGAUAUGAAGAUUAAAAAUAAUCAUCCAAAUGUGGCACCAAAAAAAUUAAAAAGAAAAUAUUAAAGUAGUUAUAUGAA